Molecule: messenger RNA, 1429 nt
Organism: Rhododendron vialii
Lineage: Eukaryota; Viridiplantae; Streptophyta; Magnoliopsida; Ericales; Ericaceae
Exons: 1
Coding region: 179-625 (148 amino acids)
Source: RefSeq, a predicted model, not a curated record
CCCUAUCCUCUCUCCCUAUCCAAUUUUAAACUCAACUCAAAACCAAAGCAUUCCUUCUCUUUUUUUGUUUUUCGUUUUUUUUUUUUCCCCUUUUUUGGAUCAAGAUUUCCUUCUCUAAACCUCCCUAGUCCCUUGCAUAGCCACGUCAGAUUUUGUCAACAAAAGUGAGAGAAAGACUAUGAAGGGGAAGCCACUGAAGAAAUUGAAGUCCAUUAAGCCAAUUGGGUACUUAAAACCAGACCGAGUUCUUCAAGUUUAUGCAUCAGAUGGAUUCUUGGAGAAUUACUUUCCCACGAAAUCCAAUUCGAAAGUCGAAACUGACACGAUUCGCAAAGAAGAGGAUGCAAACAAGGUCAAUCAGAGCGCUGUUACGUUGCAAGAACCCGAGAUUAUUGAUGUUUCAGAGCUGAUGAGAGAUCUUGAAUCUGAAGAAACGGAAAUGGAUGAUGAAAUCUACGACAAAGAGAACAUCAGGCCCGGAACAGAGGUGAAAAACCCAAGUGUUGAUCCGAUAGAGAUGUCAAGAAAAUUAGAAGCCAUUAAGGAAUUCGAGGAAUUACGUAAUGGGGAUUCCAAGAACAUCCCUUUAUCGGACAUUAAUGUCGAAAAUUUCAGCCGGACUUGAAUUCCUGCAGCCUUUUCGAUCCGAACCUCCCCGCGGCAUUUGGCAGCGACGGAGGUUAAGGCCCAAGAAGCUGAGAGAAGAGCCAGAAUGAGGGAAACUAAUCCCGAAAACAUCAAGGAAGAAGACGAAGAAAAUCAUCCGUUUAAAGCCCAUAAAAUCGAAGAAAACAGAGAUUCUCUGUUAGAUAUUCAAGAAAACAGAGAUCCUCUGUUGGAAUUGGAAGAAAAUAGAGAUCCCCUGUAAGAUUUCGAAGAAAGAUGUCUUCCGGGCGGAACCGAUUCAGUAGUUCUCUACACGACAGGGCUCUGAGGGAUCCAAAAGACAUUCGAAGACUGCAACAGCAUCAAAUUCUUACUCGACAGCUUUCGGGUAAUGUAUUCAGAAAGGGACAUUUCGAUGCACUCUGUUUUCAGGGAAGAGCUAUGGAUGACUCUGGGGGGUAAAAUAGUCCCACCAAGGCUGUUCAUCAAAGGGAGGUACAUUGGUAGGGCUGAAGUAGUAUUGACUUUGCAUGAGCAAGGGAAGCUCACUCUUCGAGGGUGUCCCGGUAGACUGGUCUGAAGGCCUGUGAACAGAUUCCGGUUUGCGGUGUGUUCCAACUGCAAUGGGAGCCAUAAGGUGGUUUCCGGGGAUGCCGCCGCGUCGUCGGAAGAUUGCCCCGAGUGUAAUGAGAAUGGGUUGAUCAUAUACCCCCUUUGUUGCUAAAUUGGUCAUCCUUUUUAACCUAACAGGAUCUAGCAUUUUUGUUUUGUUUUUAGGUACAUAAUACAAUCUACUAUGGAUCGUACAUGGACAGCAGUUACA